This is a messenger RNA of Phytophthora sojae, 4700 nucleotides long. RefSeq lists its product as hypothetical. NCBI's taxonomy places the organism in Eukaryota, Oomycota, Peronosporomycetes, Peronosporales, Peronosporaceae. The transcript has a single exon. The record is from RefSeq and is a predicted model, not a curated record. Bases 735 to 1730 code for a protein of 331 amino acids.
GGGCCGCAGCCUGCAGCAGAAGCGCCGCAGCGAUGGAUGACUCUGCUUUUAGAGGCCUGAAGCUACCGGGCUCUUCUCGUCAUUUACAAUAAGAAAUGUGUGUGCACAGCCCGCGUCUUUGCCGCUCCGGUAUUCCGCCGCUAUAAAUGCUGCUGCGGGGCUUGGCCUCGACAUGGGGCUGGCGGCCGCGAUAAGAUCGCGCCGUUGGGCCGCUGCGGACCCAUUAUUGCCGCAACGGCCGCAGUGACCCAAAGCCAGCUCCUCCCACUCUCCCGCUCCGAGCCCAUACACAGUCAUAGAACAAUCUGCUUUUAGCCACGCACCGCGCACUCACUCACGGUAACAGAUCGCCUCUGAGCGCGGGCAGAGAUCUCAACGCCUUGACAACGCCGAGCUGGCCAGUGACCUCCUCCGUCCAGCAGCCCCGCCCGGACACACGCGCGCUCUCUUUAAGUCGGCUAUCGAGCAGCGCCGUCGCCAAACGACAGCGCGGGCAGGCAGAAAACAGAAAGAAACGAACCUGCGAGGAAAGGCGCGGCAAGCCCGCUGGAAUCGCGGCGGAAGGCACGGCAUUAAGCGAUCUCCGUGGCGCCAGGAACUAACGACCCGCGGCGAAUAAGACAAUCACAGGCAGGCAGGCCGGCCGUGCGCAAGGGAUCACUCUCACUUGUCAAUUGGCCACGAGCGCGCUGUCCGCCGAUCACCACUCCGCCGUCUGCUACGUCGCUGCUGGCAUGACGCAACGCGAGCUGUCCUCGCUCAUGGCGGGCGCUGCCGGCUACACGGAAGCACAAUUGGUGGUGCUCGUGCUGAGCGUCGUGGUGGUGGCCGUGGCUCUGCUGUCCUACUUUGUGGUGGCGCCCGAGUACGAGAAGCACCUCGACAAGCAGUACGCGGCGCUCGUGCACGCCUCCUCGGAGCGGCAGCUGCACAACCAACAGGCGCACGAGCUGCUGCUCGCACGCAUCAAGCUGCGCAAGCACAAGUCGCUCGGCGCCUGGGACAUCGAGUCCGGCUCCAGCGACGACGACGGGUUCGGGCACUGCUCAUUGCAGCGACGCCACUCGCACAUGCGGCCGCCCCCGGCCAGCAUCUCGUCGCCGCGCGACAUGAUCAUCGAGGCGGCGCAGGUCGCGCGUAGGGAGCGCAACGCCCGGCGCCGCAAGAGCGAGAGCGACGCGCUCAAGCAAGCCAACAUCCAGCGAGCAGACAUGCUGCGUCGCCGAGUCCUGCUGCGGAAGCUAGAGGAGGAGAUCGCUGGCACCGUCAAGGCGAACGAAGAGGCCCAAGCCGCCGAGACCAGCAAGAACCCGACCCUGGCGACUGUACGACGACUCUCGAACAACACGCUCGACCUGAGCGACGACCGCCUCAAAAUGCUUCAGGAGCACCCAGCUGAUUGCGUUGAAGAGCUGAAAGUGCUCGCCCAAGCGCAGUCGCCUGCAGCCUCGUCACCUCUGGUCGACAACUCAGCGAUGGCCAAGGGCAAGGUCGACAGCCCACCGGACCUCCUCGAAGUAAAGCGUGCCUUGAACGUGCUGCACGACGUGCUGAGCUUCUACUUGUCGGUGGACCACCGCGACAUGAACAAGCUCACGGUGUUCUGCAACUCGCUGCUGCAGCACGACGGUCUCAACCGACUGCGAGCGUUCGAGGCCUCACGCGACCAGGACGUGCGAGCGCUGUCGAACUCCAUCAUCGAGAAGGCUGUGCCCGCCAUUUGGCACUAAGGACGGGACGCGCUUCCUUCGUCUAUUAUCUAUGAACGCCCGUUUUCGCCGACGCUGUAGAGCUCAAAGUAGCAGUAAGUAAGUAAGUAAGUAAAUAGCUCCGUCGGUAAGCUAGCACGCCUAAACAUCAAUAACUAUCCCCCCAUGUGUCGAUGCGGUGUUCAAAAUUCAUACUUGUCAUUGUCAUUAGCGUCCGCCGCCGCCUACUUCUGCUGGAAAGACGCCGCAAUCUCCUGCAACGAUCGCGACAUCACCGCACGAAGCACCAUGCGCGAGAUAGACCCGCCACAGAGCAGCACUCUGCCGGCGGCGGAAGGCGUGAGCUUGGAGUUCCACAGGAUCAGCGUCUUGGGCUGCGCGGGGGCGACCACCGUGCUGUCCGCCAGGAACUGCACGAAGCCGACGUGGUCGCUCAGCAGCAGCGGGCCGCUCUUCUUGAUGCUGUAGCGCACGCUUGGGAUCCGGUCAGAGCCAUCAGGUGGGCCCGCUGACACGAUCUGCUCUUCGACGCCGAGCGAGACGAGCCGGCGGUGACCCACGAGGCCGCGGCCCUCGCCGGGCUUGAGCGUCGAGCCGCGGUCCACCCACUCCAUGCGCAUCCACGCGUCGUACGCCUCGUCCACCGACGCGUUCACCAGCUGCGAGAGCGCCAGCUCCUGGCCGUCGUUCUCCUCGUAGGCCUCGAAGCCGGCGGCAUCGACGUAGCGGUCCAUGGCCUGGUGGAGGGAAUUAGGAAGUGAAUGCUGUGGUUGGAUGUUAAUCUGCAAGUUGAAGCAACAAUAUAUUGACGAAUGAAAUGGCGUCAUGAUACUCAUUUUGUCCAAUCGUAGAAGGACGCCACUCAGAAGAGCAAUGCUGAAGGGCGAGUGGACUCACUUGUAUUUCCAGCCGGGAUGGCGCUCUAGCUUUUACGAAGAUAGUUCUCGCUACCUAUUCCAGAUGUCUGUGGGCCUUCGCAGCGGCGCUUGCGGCCAGAGUACUCAAGAAACCCUGCAGCGCCGAACGCAGGACGGCCUUGACCAACCCGCCGCAGCAAAGCAGGUAUCCCAGUGUCGUGGGCUCCGUCUUGAGCGACCAGAUCACUAGCGUUGCCGGCGUGCUCUCAGGCGACGCCGCCACGUCGACGAACUGCACGAAGGCGAGGUGGUUCUGCAGCGGGAGCAGCCCGAAGUUGCGGAUCUUGUAGCAGAUCGACGGGAUCUUGGAGCGGUCUCGACGGGCAGCAGCCAGACUGGGUCGACCGCCGUCGCUGUCCACUUCCUCGUCAACGGGCAGUCCGACUGAGAGAAUCUCUUCCUGGAUGACUAGCGGGGCCAGUCGCACGUGACCCACGUAGCCCCGACCUACGCCCUCGUGGAGCUCUGAGCCUCCGGCCAGCCAGAUUUCCUCCAGCCACGCGUCGAAGACCUCGGACGGAGACCCAACAACGCACUCGGACACCACCAGCUCCUGGCCUUUGUGGCUCUGGUAUUCCUCAAAGGCCUGCACGUCCGCGUAGCGAGUGGGGUCCAGGUGACUUCUGCGGCGCAUUCUUCAGCUCAACUUGACACACGAGAACUUAUUUUUCUCCUGAUAUUUAGCCAAUAACAUUGCGUAGAUGGGGCCAAUGGAGCCCGACGCCGCGACCGAGACGGCCAGCGUGGGCGGCGCGAAGCUCUCGAGGCCAUGCAGCGAGACCAAGUUACCUUUUGGCCGCCUCCUUAGCUAGCGACCGUAAGAACGUUUUUAGCGCUAUGCGGAAGAUCACACGAACGAGCCCGCCGCAGUGCAGCCAGUUGCACGCCCUCGACAUCUCCGUCUUCACCGUCCAGAUCACGAGGGUCUUCGGCGUCCUGUCCGCCACAUCACUUGCGUCGACGAAGCGCACCAUGGCGAGGUGGCUUUCAAGAGGAAACGGACCAGGCUUGCGUACUCGAUAGCAGAUUGACGGGAUCUUGGUAUUGCAAUCUUCCUGUCCUUGUGCUGGUUCCUCUGGCAGCCCUGCCGAUACAACUUCCUCCUCCACGCCGAGGGGGACACGUCGUACGCUACCGACGUAUCCGCGACCGGCGCCUUCGUGCACUUGAUCCCCACCGGCAAGCCAGACAUCGCGAAUCCAUGCAUCGAAAACCGCGGAGGGUGAGCCCUUCACCAACUCAGACACCUCGAAUUCCUGGCCAGCGUGACGCUCGUAGGCCUCUACAGCUUGAACGUCGACGUAGCGUUCAUCCUGGAUGCGUGCUGCGGACUUCAUUUGGCCGUCACUUCAAUCGCUCUAUCGAUGAUGAACUCGACGAGCUCCGAAAGAUGAAUAUUGAGAUUUGCACAGUCGACUGAGUGAAAUUGACAGUACACUAUGAAACUUGAUGUUGGCUACUUCAAAGUCCUUGCCAUCAACUCGAUCGAGCUUACUGUAUUUCAUUAGAAACUUACAACUUCAUCUUGGCAUCGGCGGGAUUCAAAUAAUUUACAGCAUCUCCUUGAAGGCAUUGCGUUGGCGGCUGGCGUAGAUGACACCAAUGACGGUGAAGAAGACGGUGGCAACAGCGACAGCGAUGCCUAGGAUGAUCCAGUUAUCCGGCGACAGUCCGACAAAUUCGACAGCACCACCGCCAUCGACCACUGUGUGCGCUGCACCAGCAAGAGCCCCAGUUGGGAUUACAGGAAACACGCUUAGCCCACAAUUGAUCUUCGAGUCCAUGGCCAACCGCACGAAGCCCUUCUCUCCCCAUGACGAGCCGUACGAGUUCUUGAGAAUCCAAUAGUCAGUGCCACCGCUUGAUCCAUAGCCGACGAGUACCAGAGCGUGGUCAAUAUCUCCGCUGGAAGCGAACUCUCCAUCAUUGGGGCACGUGUAAACGCCGCCCUUGUAGGCGUCGAAGGAGCCGCCAGAGUUGAUCGCUACCGAGAUAGGUUGCUUCUGCAGCGCCAGCUUCAGCAGCUCGGUCGGGUCGCUGCUGAUAUCGCAUGAUGUCCCCACUACCUGCUCCC